UUUGUCGUCAUGGUAACGCUUCCGUGGUGGUGUGAUGGAGGAGGGAGCAGUAUAUUGCACACCGACGCUGACAUCGAAAAAGAAAAGGCGCGCACAAGAAAAGGGUAAGCAGCUGUUACUCUUCCCAAUACAACUGCUGCGCUCCCCUGUGGCGUGUGCGCUCCUACCAGCCAUUAGCCUGCUGGCAGUGCCAGGAGCCAGCCUGGAGCCGGCCCGCCUAAGCAUGUCGGGACCUUCACCUGGCAAGACCCCCCGCUUUCCUAUCGCUGUGGAUAUUCCUGUUCCACCAGAGCGACGAACAUCAGCCAUCAAUAUUGUCACUAACCCCAGCUUUGACGGUGGCUUGGAACAGGCCCCAGAAGAAGCUCUUUACUCCACAAUUCAGCCAAAGCACGAGUGUGGAUCUAGUCCUGGAACACCACCUCCCCCCCUGCCUCCAAAACAACUUGAAGUUCUCUACACCAAGCCUAUUAAGCCCAAGAAAUCCAAAUCGAGAGAAGGGUCCCGAGGCUCGAAGGAUUUUGGAGAUGGAAAAGAUGGCCCUCAGCUCUGGAAGCUGCACAUAUCGCAAGAGAGCCCCCCAAAGCCUUCACAGAGCUCCUCUGGGUGCAAUUGUCAGCAACUGGCAUCAUUACUGCAAGACAACUAUGCUAUGAAGCAUGAACUACUAACAUAUAAGGAUCGGAUAAAAUCUCUUACUACUAAACUAAAACAGUUUGAAGGAAUAUCGGAAGUGAUGAAGGAGCUUCAACAGAAUGUUGAAAGAGUGUCGGAAGAAAAUAAAAGGCUCAAGCAGUAUGAAAAAUGCAUUACAGAGGCCAAGACUACAGAACAAGAGAAGCAUGACCUUUUUGAACAGCUCAAAGAUGCACAGUCACAGUACAAGUAUGAUGUGGACCACCUGAGCCAGCAGGUGAGUCAGCUGGAGCGCGAGAAGCAAGAACUGGAAGGGGCCCUAGCCAAGUUACAGCAGGAGCAUGACCAGCUGCUCAUCUCCACCCAGAAUUCUGUCUCCUUUCAGUUCCACACAACAGCCAUGCUUGAGGUGAAGAGGCUUCUAGAAGAGCUCAAACAAAAGUACCAAAAUGACAAGGAAAAUCUCACACAUAAGGUUCAGCUGGCCGAACAAGAACGGCAGGAGCUGAAACAGCAGCUGGUACAGCUAGAAGAAGAAGUGGGAUGGCUACGGAGUGACCAUAGUGCUCUCUCAGGUGCCUACCGCCGAGCUGUUCGCCAAAACCACACAUUAGUCACCCAUCUUCGUGAACUUCAGGAUGAUGACUCCGAGAUGCACUCACUGCUGUCAUCACUUCUUGUCACUGCUCACCAAGUAGUUUCUGAACGUGACAGCUUAGAAAUAAAGAAUGAGGAAAAGGAGAAAGAGUGCCAACACAUGUUGGAACUUCUUGGACAGCAUAAUGUGGAUAUAGAUCAGUUGAACAAAUAUCUCAAGAACAUGCAGGACCAAACAGAGGAUGAGAAGCACAAAGUAAAGCAUAGGCGGGAAGUAGAGGGAAACCUUCAGGAAGAAUACGAACAGCAGAUCUCUCACUUGCACACAAAGGUGGAGCAGAAGCAGCAAGAACUGGAAAGUGUUCACAGAGAAAAAAGGAAGCUGGAGAGAGAGCUCGAGCAACUGUGGCAGGUACUUGCCCACGAGACUGAACUUAAGGCAUUGCCAGGCGACACAGCACAAGCUUUUGCUCUUCACCAGCUUGCAUCACAAAAUUAGCCCUGUGCCACCUGCGGUAAAAAAAAAGUGAUACAGUAUGGGCCUUUUUCACAACUUUGUUGUCUUGCCAUGUGCUUUAAUAUUACCAUAUAGACUUGUGCAAGCGCCACACUUCUUUUUUUCACAAUUUUGGCAAGGUGUGGCCCUUACACGGGACCGAACCUUUUGGUCAAAAUGGGGCCGGCGCAGCCGGCGAGUACUGCACACCCCGGAUCCCCGGAUGUACCAUUGCAUCAGAGGUCAACUUUCAGAACUCACCAUCAAGUAGCGGCACGCGAAAGUACACAGCGCAUGAAAAUUCGCCAAUGCGUGCAUGCGGCAUCGAGGCAUCGAAUGCAAUUGCUUCUCUGAUGGAAAUUUUUUUCUCCAAAUUUUGGGCUGCCAAGUUGGGGGUGCGGCCCUUACACGAGUCUAUACGGUAAGCACUGAAUGCUGAGCAACAAUUUUAUCUGUUGCUUACUAAAAAAAAUAA
Molecule: messenger RNA, 2204 nt
Organism: Dermacentor silvarum
Lineage: Eukaryota; Metazoa; Arthropoda; Arachnida; Ixodida; Ixodidae
Product: centrosomal protein of 89 kDa-like
Exons: 16
Coding region: 35-1732 (565 amino acids)
Biological process (GO): mitochondrion organization; cilium assembly; chemical synaptic transmission
Cellular component (GO): ciliary transition fiber; centriole
Source: RefSeq, a predicted model, not a curated record